CCAUUGCCUCAGUUGCAAGAAAGGCUAUGAAACCACACACAACCUCUGAUUCACCAAGAGUUUCUAAUGCAAAUGGAGCUGCUACCAAAGCACAAGAAAUAGUAAUAUCAGAAACAGAUACACCAAACGGAACUGAUACAAAAGAAUCACCACAAGGGGAUGAAGAUUUUGUGGUUGCUGUGGUUUUGUUGGUAGUUUUUUGUGUUAGCAUUGAACAAAGUUGGACAAGUUAA
Ambispora leptoticha is the source of this 233-nucleotide messenger RNA. Lineage: Eukaryota; Fungi; Glomeromycota; Glomeromycetes; Archaeosporales; Ambisporaceae. The record is from the annotation of a GenBank genome assembly.